This is a messenger RNA of Aureobasidium uvarum, 1089 nucleotides long. The record is from the annotation of a GenBank genome assembly. NCBI's taxonomy places the organism in Eukaryota, Fungi, Ascomycota, Dothideomycetes, Dothideales, Saccotheciaceae.
AUGCAGGAGAUUGGCCUCAUUGCUCGUGAUGUCGAAGCACAUGAAGUGAUUGCAGACGAAGUCAAAGUUUGGGACGCUCUGACACCUGAAGAGAAAGCGAAAUCAUCCAAGGCCAUGGAGGUUUUUGCUGCUAUGGUCGAAUGCAUCGAUGCUAAUGUUGGCAAGGUCGUCAAUUAUCUCGAAGAGACCGGAGAGCUUGACGAUACGAUGGUCUGUUUCAUGUCUGACAAUGGAGCCGAAGGUGCAGCCUACGAAGCGUACCCCAUUGUACAGGGUGAAAUGAUGCAGCACCUGAAAACAUACUACAAUAACAGUAUAGAGAACAUUGGUCGUGGUGACAGUUAUGUCUGGUACGGACCUCGGUGGGCUCAGGCAGCAACGGCACCUAGUCGUCUCUACAAGGCCUUCACUACAGAAGGUGGUGUUCGUGUACCCUUCGUCGUACGCUUUCCGGCAAACGUCGAGACUCGUUCUGAUGGCUUCAUCGACGCUCCCGUAGAGGUUGCCAGUUCCGGUUCUCAUGCCAGUGUCGAAAAAGGCAGCAUCACUCAUGACUUUGCCACGGUGAUAGAUCUUUGUCCCACAAUUCUGGAGAUGGCAGGUGUCACACAUCCAGCACCUACCUACAAAGGUCGCGAGAUUGUAUCCAUGCGUGGCCAGAGCAUGCUGUCUUUUAUUAAAGGCCGAACCCACUCGACUCACCCUGAGGAUUACAUCACAGGCUGGGAGACUUGCGGUCGCGCAGCCAUCCGUUGUGGCGACUGGAAAAUCGUCUUCAUUCCCAAGCCCAAAGGUCCCGAAAAGUGGCAAUUGUACCACCUCUCAAAAGAUCCUGGCGAAGUUUAUGACCUUGCCGAGCAAGAUCCUGAGCGUCUGGCUCGCAUGAUCAAGAUGUGGGAUCAAUACGUUCUUGAAACUGGCGUCGUCCCUCUGGCACCGGAAUUGGGAAAAUUUCUGGAGGCUACAGAAGCACAGAUGCCUGAGAAUGCAUGGAUGGAGUACGAGUACUGGAAGGACGGGGCUAGAGAUGAGCCUGAGAAGUUCUUUAGACAGCCUCCAAGGUUUCAGAGGAGUGUUCAGCCCAUAUGA